Molecule: messenger RNA, 189 nt
Organism: Clunio marinus
Lineage: Eukaryota; Metazoa; Arthropoda; Insecta; Diptera; Chironomidae
Source: the annotation of a GenBank genome assembly
AUGAUUUACAAGCUUAAAUUACGAAAAUAUUUGUCAACGUCUCAAAACUUUCAAGCCAACCAACCAUUCGCAACUAGUUGUGGAAUAAUGUCACAUGAACACAUCAAAAUAAGGACUUCUACAGUUCUACUUAGCGAUGGAUCUUUGAAAUCCAAGGAAAAGCAAUUAUUUAUUCUCCUUUGUAAAUGA